Messenger RNA from Heterostelium album PN500, 2751 nucleotides. RefSeq names its product DOCK family protein (gene zizC). Gene Ontology annotation, biological process: positive regulation of GTPase activity; small GTPase-mediated signal transduction. The coding region runs from base 1 to 2751 and encodes 916 amino acids. The transcript has a single exon. Lineage: Eukaryota; Evosea; Eumycetozoa; Acytosteliales; Acytosteliaceae. Gene Ontology annotation, molecular function: guanyl-nucleotide exchange factor activity. The record is from RefSeq and is a predicted model, not a curated record.
AUGCAUUCCAACUCGAUGUUGUCGCCAUCACCCUCAAUGUCCAGUCCGGGCGGUGGAAUCGGUGGUGGUAGUGGAGGUUCUGACAUUCCGAUGAGUUCAAUCUCCAAGCUUCUCAAGAAGAAUCACAACAAUCAUCAGAAAGGGGGUUCGUUACAAGUCACAGGAUCCGAAGGUUUGCAAUCGAUGCAGUCUUUCAAUGCGAUGACACUCAGCAGCUUGACGGCUGGCGAUCGUGGAAGUCUGGGAGCCGGUCCCGGAAGUAACAACAGCAGCAACAACAGCAGUGGAAACACCAGUCCUUUGACUAGUGCACGUGAUUCACAUCAUCUGACAAUUCAACACUCGAUGUCGAGCUUGUCAUUCUCGACACCGGUCGAAGGUUCGCCAGGCUUGUUGUCAUCGCCACGACAACCACUCACACGCGCGCCAUCGAUAAGUAGAGUUCGUCCACUCUCCAGCAACGAACCAACACUCUGCGCUGAAUCCAAUCUAAUCGUAUUGGAUUUCGUUGAGGAGUUUAUCGAUGCCUAUCAAGUGAAUCUCGCCGAUCCUACUUCUCCAGUGAUGGAGAGUGUUUUCAACUUGUUGAUGGGAUUGCUUCGUCGUAAGCAAUCACAUCGUGUUAUCCACUCGCUGUUUGCAUCGCUCCAUACCUUCAUUGCCAAGUUCCGUCUGCACUUGUUCCGUGUCAACAAUCAAUACUGUGGUAUUCUCUGUCAACACAUUCUCAACUAUUGCAACUCCAUCACCAAGAACAUCAGAAUUCAAUCGACUGCAUUCUUUUACAGUCUGUUCAAGCAUAAUCACCAGGAGAUCGGAAACUUUGGUCGUGUCAAGAUUCAAUCGACUAUCGCUCUCUCCAAGCUGGCGAGCGACAGUAAGUUCAUUCGUGGUGGCGCCAGAAUGUUGGAGAGUUCACUGGCAACACUCUCACUCUACUCCUCACAUGAAUCGUCGACUUGCAGUGAUUCCGCUAUUCUCUCAAAGGAGCAAAUCGAUACGUUGUCACCCGACGAGAUCAAGGUGGUUCGUGAGCGAUUCCACACUCAGAUUCAAACGAUGAGUUCCAAACUCAUAAAGAUCAUCCGUGAUACCAUGCGAGUGAACAAACUCAAGGCACACUCUGACCCAGAGACAGUGCAUGAGUUGUACUCAAAGAUUGCAUCUGGUUACUCUGAUACUCCUAUUAUCCGGCUGGACUGGCUCAGCGCACUGUCUUCGCUGCACGUCGAACAGGAGAAUUACUUUGAGGCGGCGAUCUGUCAGAUUAGAAUUGCGCUUUUGAUUCACACCUACUUGGAACAACAUAAACUACUUCCUUGCCCGUUGGAUCUAUCGCUAAUCGACAGAAUCAAUCCUAAUCUCAAGGAGAUUGUAGUGGAGGAAGACGAGGGUGUAUGCACAUCGCCACUCUUCUCUGUCGAGGGUAUGAGAUCUUCGAUUCUCCUAGCUAUCAACCAAAUGAGAAUGGCAGAAUGCUUUGAAUUCUCUAUUCUUUUGUACAAGGUGAUCAUCCCGCUACACGAAAACGAUCGAGACUACAUUCGUCUCUCGGAGUACUACAAGCAAUCUCACAAGUUGUACGACGAAAUCAUUCGUUCCAACGAGAACAAAUCUAGAAUGCUGGGUCGUUACUACCGUGUCGGUUUCUAUGGCAAGCGAUUCGACGAGUUGAACGGAAUGGAAUUUGUAUAUAAGGAGCCGAAACUCACCCAUUUGUUUGCGCUGACCGAGCGUCUCAAGUCGUUCUAUCGCGAGAAACUAGGUGAGCAAAUCUUUAUCUUCCCUGACAGCAGUCGUGUCACAAAGAGCAACUUGGAGCCGGAUAAACUCUACAUUCAGAUCACCUCUUUGAAGCCAUACUUUAAGGAUUCCAGGACCAACUACUUUGAUAGAAAGACACUGUUGAAUCAGUUUGUAUUCAUUACUCCAUUCACACUCUCUGGAAAAUCACAGGGAUCGAUCACCGAGCAAUUCCACAGAAAGACAAUCUUGACUAUUGAAUGUGUCGCUCCGAAUAUGUUGAAGAGAUAUCCGGUUGUUGAUUACAAAGAGAUUGAGAUCUCACCAAUAGAAAACAGUAUCGAAGCGAUCACUCAACGUACUCGUUUGUUGGCGAUGGAGAUCAACCAGUCGCCACCCAACAUCAAGACACUUCAGGGUGUUCUACAGGGUUCGGUGCUGCUGCAGGUGAAUGCAGGUGCCAUUGAAAUCUGCAGAGGAUUCCUCGCCAAAUCACAGCGUGCUAGCUGGCCAACUGAGAAGGUCAACCAACUGGCCGACGGUUGCACCGAGUUCUUGGAGCAAUGCAAGAAUGCACUGUUGAUCAACAAACGAUUGAUUCAAAUGGAUCAAAUUGGAUUCCACCAUGAAUUGGAAAUCGGUUAUCGUAAGCUACAAUUCAAGAUGGACAAGUAUAUCAAAGGUGAAAUCAACGAGUCGGAUGAAGCCGACAUUGAUAGACAACAAUCCACUGCCAGUUCGGCACACGACGACGACGACGACUCACAGUUGACCAUGACCGAAGAAUCGUACGACGAUAUCUCAAUCAAGGAGUCGGGAUCCAUCCUGGAAAAUAUGACACCCUCAUUACUGUUCAUACCGAAUCUCAUCAAAGAUAAAAAGAAGUCUGGAUUCCUCUCAGUGCGAGAAGAUCGUAAGUCAAAACGUGAGAGUAGAGAACUCAAAGACGACAGUAGCAUAUCCUCACCAAAGGCAUCCGAUAAACUUAAAGCUGUCUUUAAUCAAUAA